GUAUAGAAUGAAAGUUCAAACUUCUAGUAGUUAGAAUGUCUUCUUCAUAAUAUUAUUUUUAUUUAGAUAAAAAUAUUAGUAAUUAAUUAAUAACUACUAAAAAAAAAGAUUUUGAAAUGUGUAUAAAAGGAUGUUAGUCCCGCUAUAAAUUUUUACUCACUUUUUUGAAAACGAAAAAUAGAAGAUUCUUCUCCAAAUAUUGGCCAUCAUCAAGGGGCUUCAACUUGCCAACUAGGAGUUUUACUCCCACAGAUUUAUCUUUUUAAAACUAUAUAACAAGAAACUAAGGUGAAAAGGCUAAAAUCUCAAGAACCCAAGCUCAGCACUGAGAAGAAGCAAGUUAAUCAAUGACAGCAACGGGCGAUCGAUCACUGAGGAGGGACGGCCGGAAGAAAAACUCGCCGGCGGUGACAGAUGAGACGGAGGUUCUCAGCUUACCUUUGGGGGGGGUAGGGGUGCCGCGGGGGGGGGGGGGGGGUGGGUUCACCGGUGACUGGUCUCAAUUAAUUGGUGCGUGUGAAAAGUGUGAACUUAAAAAGACGCAGAGAGAGAGAGAGAGAUGCCGCGUACAAGUCUAGUAGAUCAGACGUGUCGAAGAUGAGGGCGACAGAGUCGCAUUUUGAAAUCUGACAAUUUUCUAAUUUUGUAUUUGGUGAGCGCUUUAAUUAUGCUUUUUCAAAAUCAUAUAAUACUGUGUGUGGCGCCGUUGAUUAAUCGCAAAAGCCUAAAACCCUUCCGGCUCUCGACUGGGUUAAUACUUCAUUCGAGAGAGAAAGAGAGAGAGCGAGAGAAGAGAGGUGAUGAGCUUUAUUGUCUCUGUUUCUCCGAGGAUCUUUUGAACAUCUUCACCGCCUUGCAUAAUCCACCAAGAACCCUACUUACUACGUUCUUUAUGACUGCUGCGGCUUCUUUUUCUGUCGCCUUCCACUCUGGAAUGACUACCAUGUCUUGUCAGCCGGCGAGAACGGGGAGGCACCGUCAGCGCUACAAGGAUCAUCUCAGGCUUGUAUCAGGGUGCAUUCCUUAUAGGCGUGUGGAGAAUACUAGGGAUAUUAGUUCCACUGUGGAGAAUAGAGUGACGAUCCUCAUGAUUUCUUCGCCGAAUCGUGAUGAUCUUGUUUUCCCAAAGGGAGGAUGGGAGGAUGAUGAGACUCUUUGUGAAGCUGCAUGUCGUGAGGCAGAGGAGGAGGCAGGAGUGAGAGGAAAGCUUAGUGAAAAUCCCCUGGGAGUCUGGGAGUUUAGAAGCAAGAGCAGACAGAAUAGCAGCAGCCUGGAAGGAGGUUGCAGAGGCUAUAUGUUUGCACUAGAGGUGGACGAAGAGCUUGACUCCUGGCCAGAGCAGGCUAUCCAUGGCAGAAUAUGGCUUAGCGAAGAGGAAGCAUUCAAACGCUGUCGAUAUGAAUGGAUGAAGGAAGCUCUUCGAAUAUUUCUGGCUUCCCUGACCAAGGAGAGGACAGUGGACACGAGAAAAGAGUCGGUGGGACAUCCUUCAAACAUUUCUGGCUUCCCUUGCCGAGGAGAGGACAGAAAUGGACAUGAGAAAAGAGUUGGUGGGACAUCCACGAUUUUCAGCUGCAGCUUCCAGAUGCCCGGCGGGAGAGCUUCAAAUGUGUCACUGGGAGCAUUCUGGCAUUCAACCCCUUGACGGAUUCCUGUAAAUACAUUGUGCUAGGUUGGUGACUUCUGUACAAUUCCCCUCACCAUAUCUGUUAACCUUCUGUCGUCCUUGUAUUGUUAAGCUGUGCAUAGUUUAUCCUCUUCCUCAAAUCUUCUUUGCUCUCUGCAAAGCUUGUAUUGUGAUGAAACUCUGUAUUAUUCUGUGGCCGAGCUAAAUUUGAGGAAGGAAUAAAACCGGUUUUUUCUCUUC
Messenger RNA from Malania oleifera, 1867 nucleotides. Its product is annotated as nudix hydrolase 13, mitochondrial-like. The coding region runs from base 668 to 1645 and encodes 325 amino acids. Lineage: Eukaryota; Viridiplantae; Streptophyta; Magnoliopsida; Santalales; Ximeniaceae. The record is from RefSeq and is a predicted model, not a curated record. Gene Ontology annotation, cellular component: nucleus; cytoplasm. Gene Ontology annotation, molecular function: pyrophosphatase activity. The transcript is spliced from 7 exons.